UACUGUAUUUUUCGUCGCCAGGAAAAGUGAAAAUUUCUUCUAAGUUGUGCCAAGCAGUGAGUGCACAACUCACUAGACAACAUCUGCUUCUCACCUGACUUAUUUACGACGAUAACUGAUCGAUAGAAACUGGCCAGUCAUGACUGAUUGAGUGGACACGGUUUGUAGUUUUCUGCAUCAUGAUUUUUGGCGUGGUUACGGCGGAGAUCGCCAAAGAGUUUGUGGAGUCGCUGCGCUGCCAUGACCGGGGGAAAAUCUUUGAAGAUGUCGUGCAACGAAGCGGCGUCACGCUGUAUAUGUCAGACGACAAAAAGGACAUACGACUGCAGGGCUUUUGGGAUAGCGUGAAGGAUGCCCACGAUUUACUGGAGGGGGAGUAUGGGGGAAUGGUAUCGUACCCGAGCUCGGCUAAAGAUGGGUGUGGCAGACAGCUGUCCCGUCAGAACAGGAUGGCAGUUCUGGCCACCAAGCCGUGGCCUUCGCAGGGCCCUCGGGUGCCUGAUAACACCCGUGUGCAGCCCAGAGGGAACCUGGACGGUGCGAGCAAGUCGCCAUGGAAGACCAUGAGAAAAUGGCCCAAAGCCCCAGACCCAGUCAUUAUAUUCGAAGGCGUGGGUCCAGGAAUGCCGAGCACUGCCGAUCUUCUCAGUAGAGGCAAUAAGGAAGAAAUUAAAAAGGCUAUUGAGGUUGUCACGCGGAGUUCGGCGGUUCCAAGUUCGAUAACGGUCCAGCAAUUUCCGGAAGCACAAAGUGAUGCAAAGAUAACAGAUGCCAAUGACAGUUCAGUAAAUCUUCCUGAAAAGCCUGUUGAUGCUGACGAGGCUAUCCCGCCAUCACAAGCUGAUGACGACGAUGAUUAUCAUGAUGAUGGAAAUGCAGAUGAUAACGAAGCCACUGAGGGAGAACAGGUCAUAGAGUGCAAAAAUGAAGAUCUAACUGUGCCCAAAACUGAGAAAUCACCAAAGAGUGCUGCCAAAGAAACGACGGAAGACACUGAAGAAGCUGAUGUAGGACCUGAACAAAGACCAGUUAGAACCAAAAGUGGUCCGCAGACCCGAGGUAAUAAAAGAAAGGCAGGACGUCCUAGGAAAAUCCCCAUCAAAACAGCUAGUAGCGAUGAAGGGGCCCAAGAAGACAGUGAUUCUGACUACAGCACUCAACCAAAGAAGUCAAAUCGCCGAAAACGGUUGCCUGUUCGGAAGUCCCUAAGAAGGAGAGUCCCAACAAGACGACAGCCGGCUGCUCCAUCCCCAGACGAACCUGUUGUGAAACGAAAACGUGGACGACCUCGAAAAACUGAGGUACGAGCAGAAACCUUCAAGUGCAAAGAGUGUGACUUCAUUGGAAAAAACAAAGGCCAGUUAAAGAAUCAUAAACGGAGAAUGCAUGGAACAGAGGCAGGUAGCUGUCGCUGCCCUGUGUGCGACAAACAGUUCAGUUUCGAGAAAGACAUGAAACGACACAUGAUGAGGCAUGUUGAUACGCGCUACCCCUGUGAUAUUUGUGGUAGAGUUUACAAAGAUCGUAAAACUAUGUUGACUCACAAGGAAAGGCACAAUGAGAGCUAUGUGCCACCAUCUUUCUCAUGUGAUCAGUGCAGUAAAUCCUUCUGUACCAAGUACAUCCUGGCUAACCAUGUGAAAUCUGAGCAUCUCGGCCUCAAGAGAAUGUUUCUGUGCCCCACGUGUGGUAAAAGCUUUACCCAGAAACAUGCCUAUCUUCAGCAUGCCAAUGUGCACCUUGGCAUCAAGCCAUUUGUGUGUGAGGUGUGUAACAAAGCUUUUGCCUAUGAGAAGUCUCUGAAAGAACACAAAUUCAUGCACCAAGAAGCAAAGAACUUUGUGUGCGAGAUUUGUUCUAAGGCUUUUCGUCAGAAAUCAGCUUUGGUUGUGCAUGCUAAAAUUCACAAACCAACUAAGGACUUUUUGUGUAGUGUGUGUAGCAAGGGGUUUACACAGAAACAAGCUCUUUUACGCCAUGAGCGUGUGCAUAACGGAGAAAAGCCAUUUGCUUGCGGAAUUUGUGGUCGAAGUUUUAGUGACAAGUCUAUCAUCAGGCGUCACAUGAUACUGGUUCAUAAGAGAGACUCGAAACAGUGGAAGGAAAACACUUUUGAGGAGCAAAAGAAAAGAAGUGAUUAUUUCGUAACACCAAAGUUAAAUUCUGAUAUGGAUGAAGAUAUUAUAGUGACUACUUCUGCUGAUAAUUCACUGAGCACUGCGCGACCGCUACAGGCUAUGUCCCACCAGCCUCCAAGCAUCCCACCGUCAGUGAGUGUAGAGCAAAGGGAGAGCAAUCACGCCACUCCUGAUCCCUUGCCCAUGUCACCAGUUCCAAUCCCGCCCCGCCUUCCAUCAGUGCCUAUCUCUAUGGUGCCUCCAGCACCUGUGCCAUCAAUAUCAAGCCAUGGGGAAGAAAAUUUACACCCUGCCCAUUCAGGUAUGCCAGCCAUUUCCCAUGGGGGAGCUCUUUUCAACCCUCGUGACAUGCAUGAAAUGAGGGAUAUACGAGACAUCCGGGACAUGCGAGAUAUCCAGGAUAUGCGAGACCUUAGAGCACCAGAAAUUCGUCCCGUUGAGCUGCGGGAUAUGAGAACGGGUGAGAUCAGGGAAUUACAAGCAGCAGAAAUCAGGGACAUGCGCACACCCGAUGUGAGGGAUUUGCGGGUAGCUGGACUGAGAGAACAUGCCAAGGUUACCUCCCUUACCGAUCUUCGGGAUAUUAGAGUGCCAGACAUGCGUGACAUGCGACUGGCUGACAUGCGUGACAUUCGCUCUGGACACAACGAGCUCAGAGAUUUACGAGACAUGCGUGACUCCCACCUGGCAGGGCCACCUCUUCCCUCUCCCGUACACGACAGUGCCCCAGUGACCUCACACUCGGUGGCUGACCUCUCACCGGGGUCAAUGACUUCCAGUAGCAACUACCCCAGCUCUGUGCCCCCAGGCAUCAGUACCCACCACGGGGCCUACCCUUCCACUGUGACGUCCCCCUCGGCCAUGCCAGUCCAUCAUUACCCAUAUAUGUACAGUAACAUACCUCAGAACUAUGACCCCCACUCAGGUGCCCCUUACAUACAACAGCCCCAGAUGAACUACUAUCAGUGACGGCCUACAAGCUUUAAUUUAGCACAAUGGAGUUCAGUCUGUGACUGCUAAUUUGUUAGCGUAAAGGUGCCAUAUUACACAUUCUUUUGUUAUAACUUACUAUUUUAUGUAUUACACAUAUUUACAUCUGUAUGAUCUAACUUCUAACUAUGCAUCUUAUAGAGUACAUGUAUGUAUGUAUGUAUGUAUAACCUGUAAUAUGCACCCUUCAUAUUGCAUAGUCAUUGUCACUUGAGGUUGAUGUACAUGUAUUUAGGGUUUAGAAUUUUCUAUUAGAUUAGCAUAUGUAGUUAAGAUUGUCAGUCUUGCGUUUGACUUAAUUACUUUAAACAAAGGUAUUUAUGUUGGUGAAAUACAUGUAUUUACAUUUGUGUAUGUUACAUUUAUUCAAAGCUUAUGUGUAUAGUUUCUUUAUUCAUUUAUGUAGUUUGGUUGUCAUUUGAAGGUAAACAACAUGCAAUAAUAACUUACAUGUUAAUGAUUGAGAACUGUUUAACAUUACAUGUAAAAUGUGCUGUUGAUGAGGGGUUGAUGUAGUUACUACGUGGAACAUGCCCAUUACAUAGUUUAGGUUUUAUGCGUAGAUGUUAAAUAGAUGACAUAAAAUUUUAUCCUUUUUUCUACUGCCUUUUUACCCAUGUUCUAAUCUAUAAAAACCAUAAUUGUGUAAUAAUAUAUGUUCUUAGUUUGUGCAUAUAUGAAGCUUCCACGUUUCAAUAUUUUGCACUAUCUUUCCUUUCAGUGAGUAUUACACAACAUUACCAAACACAAUUUGCAAUGGUGAUUUCAAAAGUGUUAGCUGUGUUAAGAUGGGUAUAGGUCAGUUAAUCAAGGUAUACAGACAAAUGGCAUAUUUAUACCAGUAGGGAUUACGUGUAUGCGCAAUUCUAGAGGAGUUUUCUUCCAUAAGCCAAGCUCACAAUGAGCAGUGUUUGGUACCAACUUGCGGAAUGACCUUCAUGGAAAUGACAGUUGUGUUGAGUUGAAAGCCACAAAUUGUAACAAACAGAGUGUCGAAUUCUCGUUAAACUAGUUGAAUGUGUCAAGUACAUGUACAACAACUCACGGUAGCUUUUCUUGAUUUUAUAGAUCUUCUAGAUAUUUUAAUGUUUAAUAUUAAAUGUGCAUCAUAUUAGAUGCAUCAUUUUACAGAAGAAAUUUACAUUAUUAUUAUUUUAAUUGUUUUUGUGCUAUUAUUAAGUGUGAAAUAUGCCAUUUAGUUUGUUUCCAUUGAAGUGUUAAUUAACUAAUUGUAAUGGGACAUAAUACAAUAAAUAAUAGAGUAUAUGGAAUGCUGGUAAGUAUGUAGCUCUUAGUAAGAAACUUUUUGAACUCAAUAGUGUUAACAUGUCUAAACAUCAUGGUGAUUUUGAAAAAUGAAAGCAUUUCAUAAAGUCUGGUGUCUGGUCAACUAGAUAAAGGAUAAAAAGAGUUUGCAUUAGCUUUAGCUAAAUAUUGCUGCUAUCUCGGUAGAGUAAAUGAAGAUACAGGUACCUUGCAUGGUCACCAGAUGUGUGGAAAAAUUACCUGUAUUCUACUUGAUAGGAGUCUUAGAUUAAGGUCAUUUUCAUUAAAAAUAUCAAACAUUUCUAAAAUAGUGUAUGUACGGUAUGAUUUGUUUUGUGAAAAGUACUAUUUUCCAUUUUAAUUUCUAAGAAAAAUUAAGUGUUUUUGAAACAUCCUGUCCAAUGCAGACUACUACCUUAUUUUUCGCUAAGAUUUCUUUUGGGAUGGUAAUGGCAUUAUGACCUUUGCGGAUAGUGGUUAACUUCUCUGGUACCUGAGACUACUACUCAGUAACAAAGAGAAAUAAGGUAUAAUGAUAAAUGGUGCAUGUUUGUCAGGUACCAUUUUGAAGAGCAUAUCUUAUAUUGGAUUGUAGAAUGCUUCUUGAACCUCGUUUUUGUAUUAAAAUAUUUCCAGCAUCCUUUAGUUGCUAUAAUAACCAUCAACAUAAGCUGUAUUCUCUCAGCUGAAGAAAACCUCUGAAGCAGUGUCUGUGUGUACACGCUUGUUUAUGAACAAAUUGUUUAUGAAUGCUGAUUUCAUCAUUUUCAACAUACUAGACCACACCCAUGCAAUUUUUUAAGAACUUGAGUCUGGUCACUAGGCCAAGGAUUCUUUAUAGAGACAAAGGUAUCAGUAGCUUGGUUUGUCAAAUUUGUGACUUAUAAUUCCAUGUUCGUAUUUGCCAGAAAUAGUGUACGAAUCUGGUGUAAAUUCGGUACUAUUUGUUCAACCGUUUUCCUCUGUUUUUAUGUCCCUUCAUUUCAAACACAUACUUUGGUAAUACAAAGAUCAAUACUUGGAUAUUACUUUUACUGUGGUUACACCAUAUAUAUAUGCAAGUUGUGAAGGAGUGUGUAAGCCAAGUAGAUAGCAACAGUACAAAUAUCUACCAAAAAUUAUGGAUAAUUUGUCAUUUGUUCAUUAUCUUGUUAAGCAUAGUUAUUGAUAGUUGUUCUUGUAUUAAAAACAUAUUUUCAUACUCAGCCAACCAUUGUUUACAUAUUCCCCCCCUCCCCCGGCACAACAUGUUGCAAAGCACAACUUGGUUUGCUGAACAGGCUUUUUAUACUGUUACAUUGACUUCAGAACAGAAGAUUCAGUAAAUUUACCCUUAAUGCCUUCCUGUUUUUCUGAAAUAAUUUGAUGUGUGUUUUGCAAAGUUGCUGUCCCAAAAAAGGAGCCUGAAAGAUGGUUGAAGUUGAGUACUAUUCGUGCAUACAUGUAUAAGCUGAACCAUCAGUUGGAGAGUGUUAUGAAUAUUCAUUGGAAAGGUGGAUUGUUGUUUAUAAAGCAGAUUUUGAGGAUUAUACAAGCUCUGUUUCAUUAUUUGCUGCUAAGGAAUUUGUGUGUCACAACACAAACUGCUGCUAAGGAAUUUGUGUCACAAUAGAAGUUGGCUAAGUUCAGUAUAAAAGUUGUGAAAUGGUUAUAGGAUUAGAGAUGUCAUUUCUGAAAUUAUAUGGCAAGUCCACAGGUUAUGAUAUAAAACCCUUUAUUUGACAUUUUGGCAGUUAUGUGGAUUAUAAUUUGUAUGCACUAUUCAUCCUUGGCACUGAUUUUGUACUUACUGCACUUACAUGUACAACACUCCAAACUUUUAGCCUCAUUCAUGAUAUGUAUGCCCCAGAUUUUUAAGCUUUAAAAAUUGGGAGGUGGCAUAUUUUUAAAUUGUAUGAUCUGGAGCUAGCGUGAAUCAGGACAUAAAGCUAUUGUUAUCUCCAUAAUUGAGGGUGGCGCAAGGUGUGUGCUGUUACAGUCUAUCACUUUCUACUGUUAUGUCCUACUGUCUAUUAAUGUGAGAAAUGAAAACUUCAAGAAAAUGGUGUUGGGGUCAUGUUGGUGGGAUUGGUCGCGCCCCCAUCAGCUCCUGAUUCAUUUCAAAUACAGGUGUAAGAAUAUGGCUCCUCUUAGGACUUUCACAAAUAUUUCAACACCUGUUACAUUUAUUAUGCAGACUUUGUAUGCCUUCGAUCACCAUGCACAUCAAUUAUGCAUUUUUUUUAAAGGUGUACCUGACCAUUUUCUCAAGAGGUUUGAUAGUGAUAGAUAAAUGCAAUCAUGGUGUGUCUGAGGACAGACUGUAUACCUGAAAUACACCUCACCCAAAUACAAAAGAAUGUGAUUUUUUUUGCAGACAAGUUAGAUGAAAAUAUCAAUCAUGAUAUUUAUCAUCACCUUUAAUUGUAUAAUGCAUGUUACUGCAGUCAUGUCUGCAGGUGUAAUCGUAUUUAUUGUUAUUUUCUUUUCAUAAUUGAAAGCAUAUUAUGUAUUCAGUAUACUUCAAUACCUUUAUGCAUAAUUCUGUUACCCUGCAUGCUACAUGCUGUUAUGCACGUGUGAGACUCGAUGUAGGGGUGAAUGAAAUAAAGUCCAUU
Liolophura sinensis is the source of this 6991-nucleotide messenger RNA. Its product is annotated as GDNF-inducible zinc finger protein 1-like. Gene Ontology annotation, molecular function: RNA polymerase II cis-regulatory region sequence-specific DNA binding; DNA-binding transcription factor activity, RNA polymerase II-specific. The transcript has a single exon. NCBI's taxonomy places the organism in Eukaryota, Metazoa, Mollusca, Polyplacophora, Chitonida, Chitonidae. The record is from RefSeq and is a predicted model, not a curated record. Bases 180 to 3107 code for a protein of 975 amino acids. Gene Ontology annotation, biological process: regulation of DNA-templated transcription.